CGUCUCGGUUUGUUGACGUUCUGCAGGAGUGCAGCACGAGCGAGUCGCGGCGUGGAGCCAAUGAAGCUCCGACCAGCUCAUUCACCUUAAAUGGGUUUUCCAGUUAAAAGAUGAUCGCCUCACUUUCUAGAGGAAGUCUGCUGGACGAGGUUCUGCAUGGGGGCUUCAACGAGCAGCAGCUGGCAGCCUAUGUUUCCUGGGUGAACUCUCAGCUGAAGAGGAAACCAGGACUGAAGCCCAUCAUAAACCUCAGGCAGGAUCUGCAGGAUGGGGUGGUGCUCACCCAACUCAUAGAGAUAGUUGCAGGGGAAACGCUGGAAGGGGUCUACGUUGCUCCACAGAACAAAGAGGAGAGCUGGAAGAAUGUGGCGCAAGUCUUACAGUUCAUUUCCUCCAGACACAUACGCAUGCCACACAUAUCUCCAAAAGACAUUGUCGAUGGUAAUCUGAAAUCGGUUAUGAGGAUAAUUCUGGCGUUGGCUGCCCACUUCAAACCCUCAGCCAAUCACAGGGCUGCUUCUGGAGGUGGGAGGAGUUUGACAAGAUGCUCUUCCAGCCACAACCCUCUCUCCACUGUUGCACUAGCGCAAGGUGCCGUUGCUGCACUGGCAUCAGCACGACUUGAUGCCUCGCAGCCCACACGUCUCCAGAGUGGCUGGGGGUUGGAUGUGGAAAAGAAUGUGUGUGUUCGUGCACUGGUUAAGCAGUAUGAAAGAGGAUCUCCAGAUGAGCCGGACAAUCCCCAGCCUAGCAGCCUCAGCUCCGCCAGCCCACUGUCACCUCCGAGAGCUCCACCCAGCAGCCACUCGGAGAGACUGCAGGAAGACCACCAACAACAGGAGAGCAGUGUGGAGUCAUCUCAUGUCGUAGCGGAGACGACGUUGGACGGUUCUCUCAGUGAAACUUUGGAGCAGGAUGUGCAGGAGACCCGUAAAAUGGUGUCUGCUUUACAGGCUCUGCUGCUGCAUGGUUCGCUGCCUGAGGAUGAGCAGGAUGUGUCUUUGAGUUUGGACCAAGGCAAUGCUGAACAGCAACUGUUUCCCUUCUUUCUCAGUCCAUUGUGGUUUUCACACACAUCCCUUUUCCAGGUAGUCAUUCACAGUCGUUUGGAUCAGAGCAUGGAGGAGGCUCGGGAGCUAAAGAGGGAACUGUUGCGCUGUAAGCAGGAGAUGAGAAACUUGCAGGGAGUCAAGGACGCCCAGCAGCAGAGACUGUGCACUCAGGAGGCAUCGAUACUGCAGAUGAAGCAAGAGCUUCUCCGAGCCAGCAUGACGAAGGAUGAGCUCAACAACCAGAGUGCCGAGCUACAGUGGAAGCUGGAGGAAUGUAACAAAAUGUGGGGAGAAUGCAAGAAGGAGAUGGGACAGAAGGACAGGCUACUGCAGCAACUCAAACAGAAGCUUGAAGAAAGUAAAAAUAAUCAGAUUCCCACCAGCACAGAAAACAAUGGGUAUUCGUACUCAGGAAAUCCAGCUCCGUCUAUGUCAGACCAGGCAGAGGAGGUUCAGCUGCUCAGAGAUUCACUUAGGAGUCUGAGGAACAACUUCAGAGACCAUGACCCACAGCACCAUACACUGGACACCCUGGAGCAGGGCAUAGUGUCACUCAUCGACAGACUGCAUGUUCUGCAUACACACAGGGGAAGGGGGAAAUCUCCAAGACGCAAAGGCCAACACACAGACUCUGACACCUGGCCUUGCACAAAGGUUUGUCAACCCCACAGUGGUUCUUCUGCCUCCACGAAAAUCCUUUAUUUUACUGGAAAAUCCCCAACACCUUCCAUGAUCAACAUACCGAAGAGGUUGGGUGAGGUUACUCUAAAGGAUGUCAAGGCAGCCGUGGAUCGAGAGGGAAACUAUAGGUACCACUUCAAAGCCCUGGAUCCUGAGUUUGGCACUGUGAAAGAAGAGGUAUUCCUGGAUGAAGCAAUCAUUCCAGGCUGGGAAGGAAAAAUAGUGGCCUGGGUAGAAGAGGACCAUGGAGAGGAAAGGCCAUUUUAGGUGCAAGCUGAAGGACAUGACACCUUGUCAUUGCUCUUGUUCACUCUGAUCCGAGAGGCACAUCUACACAACUGUUCAACAGAGGUACAAGUGGACACUUUUGAGAUUUUAAUUCUUAGCGAAAUACUGUAAGACUUGUCAGCAAGAGAUUUGGGUUGAUCAGCUGGUACUAAACCACACUGAUAGCCCUAAGCACUCUGGAGACAGUGUUAAUCUGUUACUCAUAUCUAGAAUAUCGUGACGCUCAGUGCCUUACAAAGUAAAGUUAUCUCCAUCAUGUGUUUGUUAUUGCCAGACUGUUACUCUUUAUCAAAACUGGACAAAAGAUUAUUUUGAUUUGACUGUUUAUAAAGCCACAGUUCUGUUAGUCUUCACCUCUAGUUGAAACCACAGGUUUGUACUGUAUUUAAGAAUUUGAGAAAAUGUACAAGUCAUUUUUAAGUGAUAAGUAUCACUUUUCAUUCCUUGUUCAACAAUGAACAAACGCAACCAGAUUACAUGUUAGAAAUAUGUAUUUACCGUUGUUUACAUUUCAGUUCAUUGUGAAUUUAAAUUGAAUUUACAGUAUUAUCUAAGAAUAAGGGAAAAAAAAAAUCUGACAAACUUUGUACAUCUUCAUUUUGUUUUGGUGCUGCACAAGGUUAAUUACAUCCAGUAUGAUUACAAGCGGUCAUUUAGAGAUGUCAGGACAGCAUUUUUUUUUUGCAAAAAUAAAAUCAACAAAUAUUUCAGUCUCACUAAAUAGGACCCAAAACCAGAUGUGGAUUUAAAUGUGAGUCUGUAGCUCACCAGCAUGCAUGUAAACAGAAAUGCUGAAACUGAACUGCUGUCACUGAAAUUUAAUUGAUGCUGGAAUUUUGAUGUUCAUGUAGAAAUGCCGAUGAAGAGCACUGUUGUUUUGUUUACUUUAUGAAAUUGUUUUGUACAUUUGUGUAAAAUUAUUUUCACUCUACUCUUAAUGGCUCUUAUCUGUUUAGGGAGGGACUCCUGUGAGAUUAGAAUAUGCUCUUGCUCCUGUUAAAAAUAUGCUGUAGUUGUGAAUUUUACAUCAGACAUUUAAAGGAGACUUUUGUCCUGGAACAGUGGACAAUCCCACUAUUUAUGGUAUGUAUGCAUAGACUGUAUAAAAGAAGUGUGUGGGUGUGUGUGUGGCAUCAGGAUGGACCUUUGAUAUGCUUUCCUUCACUUUGCUUCUAUCUGCCUAUUUGGGAUCAAUGUGUUUGCCUUCACUAACAAGCCAACUGAAAUAUGCAUCAGUCUACGUUUAUAUAUGACAUGUUUAAAUGCCAUAACUGCCUGUACUGUGAAAUGUACAAUUUGCUUGUAAGAUGGUUAUAAAAUAUGGUUACUGUCUGUUGAAAAAAGAAGACCGUUGUUGAAUGUUAGAAAGACUGAGAUUUUUAAAUAAAGUCUGCAUUUUGUUUUUAAAAAGGUGAUCCAUUUUUAUGGUGUCUAGGAGACAGUGGAGUUUUACUAAUA
Anoplopoma fimbria (sablefish) is the source of this 3479-nucleotide messenger RNA. Its product is annotated as dixin-A-like. NCBI's taxonomy places the organism in Eukaryota, Metazoa, Chordata, Actinopteri, Perciformes, Anoplopomatidae. The transcript is spliced from 20 exons. Gene Ontology annotation, cellular component: cytosol. Bases 111 to 2000 code for a protein of 629 amino acids. Gene Ontology annotation, molecular function: protein binding. Gene Ontology annotation, biological process: canonical Wnt signaling pathway. The record is from RefSeq and is a predicted model, not a curated record.